Messenger RNA from Monopterus albus (swamp eel), 2267 nucleotides. It is a transcript of the gene ptges, whose product is annotated as prostaglandin E synthase. Lineage: Eukaryota; Metazoa; Chordata; Actinopteri; Synbranchiformes; Synbranchidae. The transcript is spliced from 3 exons. The coding region runs from base 127 to 576 and encodes 149 amino acids. Gene Ontology annotation, molecular function: prostaglandin-E synthase activity. Gene Ontology annotation, biological process: prostaglandin biosynthetic process. The record is from RefSeq and is a predicted model, not a curated record. Gene Ontology annotation, cellular component: membrane.
GCAUCACCCAGUACAAAAAAGCCUUCCCCUCGGGUCCACUCUCACUUUCAGCAGCUUGACGCACGCGCGCACACACUCCAGAGCUCUGGUCUGCAACUCGCCUCAGACAGACUAACUGGCACGGCAAUGGCAUUCAUGAUAGGAAACGAGGUUUUCUCCUGUUUUGCUUUCUACAGCGUGCUUCUGGUGAUAAAAAUGUACAUUUUGGCGAUAAUAACGGGACAAGUGCGUCUGCGCAAAAAGGCAUUUGCCAACCCCGAGGACGCGCUGAGACACGGAGGUCUACAAUAUCACAGGGAAGACCCAGACGUGGAAAGAUGCCGGAGAGCUCAUAUUAAUGACAUGGAGAACAUCCUUCCCUUCUUCUUCCUGGGUACCGUCUACUCCAUGACUGGACCUUCACUGACAGUGGCCCGCCUUCACUUUCUUGUCUUCUUCAUGGGUCGUGUGCUACACAGCAUUGCCUACUUGCUUGCCCUGCGAGCACCAACUCGCUCACUGGCCUACAUCAUUGCACAGAUAGCUUGUUUCUCCAUGGCUCUGCAGGUUCUCGUGACAGUUGCAGCAUAUGCAUAAACAUCCAGAAAUGAGGGACUGAAGUAGAGGUGGUGUUCUGUGUCGUAAGGCGGUAGUUACAAUUUGUGACCUGUGUCUGAAAAAGCCAAGGAGGUUGCCUGAGAGAGAACUUAAGAGACAAGGAUGUCAGUGAGAGUGCAAUAUAGCCUCCUGCACAGUGUUUGAGAACACUAGUGCUGGGUUUUAUGAGAUUUUGUCAGUAUUUUAUUGUUUUAUUUACAAAUAUGAGAAUAUCUUGAAAUUGAACUGAAGACAUUAUUUUGUACUGUACUUUUGUAUUUAAAAUGAAAAUGAAGGUUGUUACUCAUUUUGUUUUUUUAACCUGUCCUGAAACUCUCUCUCAGACUGUUACAUAGAUUUAUUUUAAGCCACUUUGGAAUAUUUUACACCACUACACUACAUGCUAAUCCCUGCCCCUUUUGGUGUUUACACACAUGACAGACUGCCAUUCAUGUGCGUAUUGUAUCUGUUUCCUGUGUGGAUAUUCCAUCUGUUGUGUUAAUAUUUGCUUGCAUGCUACAUUCAACAAAAGCAUAAUGGAUCCUGGCAUGAUCAUUGACGAUGCGUUGAAAGAUUUGAAUUAGCACCCGGUGGAAUGCAAACUGAUGUGCUUAUUACUAUGUGGGUGAAAAUGUCUUUCAAGUCCUUUAUAAGGAAGAAGAAAGGACACUGAGUUUGGACUCUUGCAACAACCUGCAGAGAAAGAAAUGAAAUGUGGAAAUUUUGUAAAACAUUUCAAGCAUGUUUAAAGUAUUGUAAUGAUAAUUUAUUAUUCCAUAUAAUGUACAAAGAGAUGUUUUAACUCCAUGAACACAUAUUUGUUGGAAUUAAAACAAUUCACAACCACGCUAAACUAAUCUUGAAUUCAGAAAUAUAUUAUUUUAUUUAACUGUCUUUUAACUAAAAGGUCAUUGUUGACUUUGGCCAUGCAGGGACAGUGUGUUCUGGCAUUAAGGGGAAAGGGGCCCCACUUUGUGUGUGAGAGCGAGGUGAUCCAGAAGUUUGUGGCAAAGCUCCAGCAUUCCUCCACACAUUAUGUAAGACCUUUUGGGCUGUGUUUUGCUGCCUGUUGUAUCCUGAGGGGCCAGACAUUUCUGGGAAGCCACAUAAAGGCCCUGAAAUACAGGAGAAUGCUCAGUGAUGCAUUUAACAUGAUUACAGUUCUUGAAAUCUGCAUAUCAAUCAUCUCAUAUUGCCUGAAGUGUUAUGAGUGAAAUAAUGUUUUCCAUCUUUAUGGCUCAGUUGUUCCUUUUGCUCAUGUGUGAUUUGCUCCAAACUAAUAUAUUCCAGCUUUCAGAACAUACUUUCCUAGUAAUCCUGUUUGGACUAAUUUUCCUAUCAGUGGCUGAACUUGAAAUUACAGAGCCAGAAUGUUUUGUGAUUGUGGAGAAAGGAAAAGAACCCUAGGAAGUGGGAGGCCUGAAAAAUAAUUUGCUUUGAAAGAAUGAACCUUGAUGUGGGUGAAACACAAGCUAAUGACAUGUCUUGGAUGGGGGCGUAACUGUGGCCUGUGUAUGCAUCAGAAGUGUGUUCGUCUCAACCUGCCUGCACCUUCAGGGUAACAGGGAGACACAUGCCACACAUUCUCUUUCAUCUUAACACGAAACACACAUCUUAGCUGACACACAAAAAUCUGAAACCACAAGAUGGUAAAAAAUUUUGAAUAAUAUUUGUGCCCACAGGUAUUUUGU